CUCCGAAUAUACGGAGAAGAAGAGGUGAGAAAAAUUCUACACUUGAAAUGAUCCCAGUAAUCGCUGAGAUUUCGGACGUUGAAAUUCUCCGUUGUUGAUGUGGAUUUUUUAUUUCGAAGUUUUUGAAAAAUGUCUCUUGAUUUAACCCUGGAUGCUGGCGAGGAGAUGCGUUUCCUGAACAAGGUCAGCCGACUGGUUCGGCGGUUGGAGAAGAAAACCCACUUCACCCACCGAGAGUUGGAGGUUUGUCUGUUGAUCUACUACAAACUGGCCAAGGACGAGGAGGACAACAAAGGACUUGUUUCGCGGCAUCAACUGGAUGUGCUGUUUGACAGUGCUUUCGGGAUAUCCGACAGCGAAACGGUUGGGAGGAUUUGUACUGCACUGGAUAAAGGUGUGACGGCAUUUAUGAGUAUGGAAUCCUGGGUCAGAAUGUUGUCAUUGUUCUUGAAAGGGACGUUCGAUGAGAAGAUCGAGCACUGUUUCCGAGCUUACGACAUCGGCGGGGAGGAAAUGCUCCGAAGAGAACACAUGAUGGUGUUGUUGAGAAGCUGCUUCAUCAAACAUCAAGCAGAGGAAGUGGAAGAGUCGGUCAAGGACAUGGUGGAAAUCCUUAUCCGUCGAAUGGACAUCGAUCGGGAUGGAGCCAUAUCUUUGGAUGACUUCCGACAAGCUGUUCACAAAUCUCCAGAACUGUUGGAGUGUUUCGGACAAGCACUGCCAGAUCGGGCUCACGUGUACGCCUUCUCCAAAACAUUCCUGGACCAGUCGGCCGAGUUCUGACUCAUUCCGCCCCAUCAACAGUUACGUAAGCGAAAAACCCAUAAAAAUGCAAUAAAACCGUAAAUAUUUUGACUUCCCCAAAAGUUUUUUCCUUAAUUAAUCCAAGC
Molecule: messenger RNA, 890 nt
Organism: Aedes albopictus (Asian tiger mosquito)
Lineage: Eukaryota; Metazoa; Arthropoda; Insecta; Diptera; Culicidae
Product: calaxin
Exons: 1
Coding region: 130-783 (217 amino acids)
Molecular function (GO): calcium ion binding
Source: RefSeq, a predicted model, not a curated record